AGAGAGUGCGCAGUCACGAGCGUGUUAGUAAACACCAUCAUUAGCCUUAUAAAGCAGACAAACAGAGAUGCUGCUUUCACACAACCUGUCAGCUACUUAUAAAACGCAAUACAGUCUCCAGUUUAAUAUAGAUAUUAUUAUUAAGUGAUGCCCCAGACGAACGUACAAACUUGAGAGUAUGAAGGAUUGUGUUUAGCCAGCAUGCUAGUUCACCUUAAGCCAAGGAAUAACGGUUAGUCAGCUAUUUUAUAAUACAGUACAAACAGAACCCAACUGAUCAAGAUGCCAUGGCCAUUUUCUGAGUCUAUUAAGAAGCGGGCCUGCAGGUACCUGCUACAUCGAUAUCUUGGCAAUUUCCUUCAGGAAAAGCUCAGUUUGGAUCAGCUUAGUCUGGAUCUUUAUCAAGGCACAGGCUCACUUGCUCAAGUACCGCUGGACAAAUGGUCCCUAAAUGAGAUCCUGGAGUCUGUGGAUGCUCCGUUUGAGGUGAGCGAGGGCUUUAUUCAGGCCAUUUCUCUCACUGUGCCAUGGGCCUCGCUGCUUCAGGACAACUGUGCUCUGGAAGUGAGGGGCUUGGAAAUGGUGUUCAGACCAAGACCUCGAAUGGCAUCAGGCAUGGAGCCCAUGUGCUGGUCCAGUUUCAUGACCAGCAGUAUGCAGCUGGCCAAAGAGUGUUUAAGCCAAAGACUUACUGAUGAUCAGGGAGAGAGCUUUCAGCCUCUGGAGGGACUGGAAACAUUUGCUGAGACUAUCGAGAGCGUGUUGAGAAGAGUCAAGGUCACUUUUGUGGAUACUGUCCUGCGGAUGGAGCAUGUUCCUGAAAAUUCUAAAACAGGCAUUGCUCUGGAACUUCGAAUCAAUAAGAUGGUUUACUGUGAUGAGAGUGUGGAAGAGGGCUCCAGCUUCAAUAUCCAUCAGCCCACUACAUUUGCGCAUAAAAACCUCACUCUGGAUGGAGCCUCUCUGUUCUGGGAUGAGUUUUCAGAAUCAGCACGUGCCGGACUAAAAUCAUCCCCCACUCAAACAGAGACUGAACCCAAGCUUUCUCCAAGUUGGAACCCAAAAAUCAUCUGUGAGCCUCACCCUCAGUUUCCAGAGCCUGUGUCUCGCAGUGCACCAUUUGAACCAGUGCAGGUGGGCUGCCUUAGCGAAAAACUGGAGCUGUCCGUGGUUCUGAAGCAAAAUGAAGCCAUGCCCGGUGCUAAGUUGGAUAUUGAUGGACAGUUUGAUUCUCUAAUCAUGCUGCUCUCACCACAACAAGUUCACCUCUUACUGGACAUGUUUGGGGUCUUUACCAGCUCAGCUGCACAGGAGUGGUCUGCUGUAGGAAAGGAUAGGAAGAGUCGGCCUAUGCAGCAGGAGGAUGAAUAUCGCUUGCAUAUGGAGCUUAACCGCUGCCUGAAGAAAGACACCAUAACAGGUGCUGCUGACCAGGACCUGUUUGAAAGCCAGACCACCAGAACAGUCUCCAGCAGAGAGGAUGUCUUUUUCUCCAUGGCUGACAUGGACAUGUCACACAGCCUAUCAUCUCUGCCUCCUCUUGGGGAUCCACCAACUGUAGAUCUAGAUUUAUCUGUAAAUAGCAACUACUCUGCCUCCUUGGGGGAGUCACCAUCAGGAAAUGUAGCCACUGUCUGGGAUGAGUAUAUGGAUGUUCCUAGACUGAAGGAGAAACAGACAAAUGAAACCCCACAGCUUUCAAGAGAUUCUCAGCUUACACACAAGUUGCUCCGGCAGACAUCUCAUCCAUCUAAAGGCCGCUGUGAUGAGUCCAGGCCUGAGCUGGUUCUCAGGCUGACAGUGGGCAGUCUUUGUCUGUCUGUCCUUCAUAUCGAUCCCCUUCCACCUCCAAAUUCCUCCCGCAGCCAUCUCGCAUCAAUGGCCUCAGAGUUUUUCCACAUUCUGUCUGUAAAUCAACCGUCUCCCGGUGGUUUCCUUCAGUCGAGAUCUGUCUUUGAUCAAGCCUGUCCGCAUGAUCACCUCAGGUUCAUUGGCCAAGGAUUAAAGGUGACAUACGAGCACUGCCAAGGCUCUGGUGUACGCACACUGAACACGGAUCUCUCUCUGAGCCAGGUGGAGCUUCUGGAAUGCCUGUAUUCCACUGACAGCCACACAACAAAGGGUGGAGCCCAGUACACAGAGCUUCUCACGUUUGAUGUCCCAAUAAGUAAUGAAUCACCCUCUCCUACCUGCCUACAUUUACUCUACAAACUAACAGAACGCAGAGGGCAGCAGGGCGGGCAGGUACGUCUAAGCACUGUUCCUCGCAAGGCAGAACUGCAGGUGGAGCUUGGUAAAGUGCGCUCCGAGUGUGACAUCAGCAUUGUGGACAGGCUCAACUCUCUACUCCAGCCACAGAAACUGGUUACCACUGAGAUGAUGGCGUCUCACAUGUACACUUCAUACAAUAAACACGUCAGUCUGCACAAGGCCUUUGCAGAGGUUUUCCUGGAUGAUAGUCGCACUCCAGCACACUGCCAUGUGUCCGUGUCAAUAAAUGCACCUCUGGUGUCACUAGUGGUGCGGUUUCCGAUCCCAGACCUGCGCUCGGAUCAGGAGAGGGGACCUUGGUUUAAGAAGUCCCUGCAGAAAGAGCUGCUGCAGCUGGAGCUGGAGGAUCUGGAGCUCAAGACCGAGUUUACUGGAGGAAACUCAUCAGAGCAGACGAAGAUGGAGCUCACUUUUAAAGAGCUCAACGGAUCAUUUCAAGAAGACAAAGAUCACCCCCCAGCCAGGUUCUUAAGAGUAGCUAACACAAUGGAGGAGGACAUGACUUCAUCCUGUGGCAAAUUCGACUGGCCCAGGGUGGUUCUAAAGUUGAACCCGAUGGCCGUGCGCUCCAUCUUAGAGCGUGUAACAGCUGAGGAAGAGGAGGAAGAAGCAGACGGUCACUCACAGGAGGAAGAGGAGGAAGAAGAAGGAGCCGCACACUCCUUAAAGGACGUGUGUGACUUCGGCAAACCUGAGCCAUCACCAUUUUCCUCCCGACGUGUCAUGUAUGAAAAUGAGGAGAUGGUCAUCCCGGGAGACGUGUUGGAGAUGACAGAAUUCCAGGAGAAAACCAUGAGCAACUCUCGUUACAUUCUUGAGCUGUUUUUCCCUAAUGUGCAGCUCUCUUUUCCCAAUAAAGUCUUUUAUGAGAAACUGCACAACCGGAUUAAUAAUGACUUGUUGCUAUGGGAACCUACUGCUCCAUCUCCUGUAGAGACAGUGGAGAACAUCCCGUAUGGUGUGGGUUUGUCUGUAGCCAGUCAACUCAUCAACACGUACAGUAAAGACAGCUUCAGUCAGUUCAGAUCCACUGGCCCUGAGGAGGAAGAGAGUGGUUCUGAGGAAGAGAUCCUGCAGUAUUACACUCCUGCUGAACUGGGUUAUAGAAACAAAAGGAAGAAGAGGAGAAAGAUGCAGCCUAAGAACUCUCAGAGCCUCUUUUCCAUCAUCCUGUCUGUUAACCACGGGUUGCUGGCUCUAAACACACAGCUAAAGCAGGAUGAUAGUAGCGGGCUUCAAAAAAAGCAUGGUGAAUUCUGGUUGGAGGUGAAAAACGGGACUCUGUUUGCCGUGACUCAGCAUGAAGGCUACAAAGACCAGCAUUAUGUCUGCUUUCACACAUCUCAGGCCUGUCUCUAUCACCACGGCUCUGUGGAUGGAGAUGCCCCUGAGUGGAGUUUGACUCUGCCCUGCAGGACUCGUCCUCAUUGGCUGGAUCCUGUGAUGUAUGCGUCAGAAUCUGCCCCAGAAAGGGCAUCUCCUUCUGAAGGGCUCAGUUUGGAGCCCCACAGCAUGCUGUCUGUCGCUGUUAAAGUUUCCUCUCACAACACAGAACGCAAUGUCAAGGAGUUUCUCAUAGCCAUUGGCAUGAGGGGAGUCACACUGGAACACAGAGUGGUACCUUCAGGUCUGGGCUGGUAUGACCAGAUUGUGGACUUUUUAAAUGUGUCAGAUGAGCCAGUGCUUGGCUACACUCCUCUGUCAUCUGUGUCCACCCUCCACCUGCAUCUGUGGAGUUGCUCUCUGGAUUAUAGACCGUUGUAUUUACCUGUUCGAUCUCUGCUUACCGUGGAGACCUUCAGCAUUUCCAGCAGUGUGUCUUUAGAUCACUCUUCAUCCAGUCUAAGAAUAAUUUUAGAUGAAGCUGCAUUAUUUCUGUCUGACAAGAUCAACGCUGUGUCUGUUAAUCUGGCUCGUGACUAUGUGCAGGUGGUUGAUAUGGGGACACUGGAACUGAGGAUAACAGCAGUCAAACCAGGAGCAGAUGGCAAAAAGACGGAACCAAGAUUUGAGCUGCGUUGCUCAAGCGAUGUAAUUCAUAUUCGCACCUGUGCAGACUCCUGUGCUGCUCUCAUGAACCUUAUUCAGUACAUAGCAAGCUAUGGAGAUCUACUGCCCCCUUUAGGAAUGGAGGCCAAACGCAGAAGCACUAAACAAAGGGUGAAGACUGAAGCAGCAAGUCGUCCACCAGCUCAGGCACCUUUGCUUCCUGAAGCAGAGCAGCAGAUUCUUCAGGAUCUGAUGAGUGAUGCUAUGGAGGAGACAGACAGCCUGCAGAGUCAUUUACUGCAACAGAACGGUGUCAAUGAAGACCAUUCACAUGAUCAUGAGCCACCCCGCUCUGAUCUCUUCCUUUUUCCUGAUGAAAGUGGAAACUUAGGGCAGGACCCGAGUCCCACUUACCCCACUCUGCACUCCCCACUCAUCUCUCCUCCUGCCCCCCCUCUGCUUCAUGACUCUGAUGACUUCUGCAUACUGGACACACCGGGCUCCAGAACAGAGGAAAGAAAUGAGGAUCCUCUGGUAAAGAAGCUGACAUCUGAACCCAUCUUGGUGAAAGAAGAACAUUUUAGUGUCCCCCUGGAGGGCAGCAACUCUAAUAGGGGGCCGCUUAAUUUCCCUGUGCCAGAAAUCAGAUAUCUGGUGAAAGAGAUCUCGGUUGUGUGGCAUCUCUAUGGAGGAAAGGACUUUAGCGGAGGGGCACUCUCCUCAUCUCCAGCUCGCAGUCGAGGGUGCACUCCUCACAGCUCUCCAUCACAGACUCCUGUCAGACAGGUGAGAAGAGGCUCUCGUGCUGGAGGAGGAUGGGGCAGGAACCCUGAUGUCCUAAUGGAGAUUCAGCUCAGUAAGGUGCGGUUCCAGCAUGAGGUGUAUCCUCAGGUGGCUCCAGAGGACGGCAUUUUAACAGAGCAGCCCAUGUCCAGACAGGUGUUCUCAGUGCAGGAUCUGGAGAUAAGAGAUAGGCUGGCUUCUUCCAUGAUGAAUAAGUUUCUCUACCUGUACUCUAGCAAAGAGAUGCCCAGGAAAGCUCACUCUAACAUGUUGACUGUCAGAGCCCUACACGUGUGUCCAGAAGCAGGUCAGGCACCUCAGGAGUGCUGUCUGCGUGUGUCAUUAAUGCCCCUCCGUCUAAACAUUGAUCAGGAUGCAUUGUUUUUCUUGAAGAACUUCUUCACCAGUCUGGCAGCAGAGGUUGAGCUGUUUUCUCCACCAGAGCAGGAAGCAUUCUGUGUGUCUAUGAGGAAGACUCCUGGCCCUGAGGUUUCCUGCAGUUUUUCCAAAUACAACGGUGGAGCAGGUCAAGACCCUGCACCCAUAAUUUCAGUGCCAACUCAAAGCCGCGCCAGUCCAAGCCUCAUCCACACCAGCAGCCAAGACAGCACUGCAGAGACUGACACUGCCUCCACAUCUUUCACUGACCAGCCCAUAUUCUUCAGAGAGUUUAGAUUCACUUCAGAGGUGCCAAUUCGAUUAGAUUACCAUGGGAAACACAUGGCCAUGGAGCAGGGCACAUUUGCUGGUAUUGUGAUUGGAUUGACACAACUGAACUGCUCAGAGCUGAAACUGCGACGACUGUGUUAUAGACAAGGAUUAUUGGGUGUUGACAAACUCUUUUCAUAUGCCCUUAAUGAGUGGCUGAAUGACAUCAAGAAGAACCAACUACCGGGGCUUCUGGGAGGCGUGGGCCCCAUUCAUUCUCUGGUGCAGCUGGUUCAGGGAUUUCGGGAUCUUGUUUGGCUGCCCAUUGAGCAGUACCGUAAGGAUGGAAGAAUAGUGCGUGGCUUCCAGCGGGGCACUGCCUCCUUCGGGACCUCCACUGCAAUGGCAGCUCUGGAGCUCACCAAUCGGAUGGUGCGAACAAUACAGGCAGCUGCUGAAACGGCUUAUGAUAUGGUGUCUCCAGUGCCAGAUGAGAAAGAGUGCAAAAAGAUUAAACGUUAUUCUCAUUACUGUCUGGCUCAUCAGCCAGUGGACCUCAGAGAGGGGGUGGCCAAGGCCUACAGUGUAGUCAAAGAGGGCAUCACAGACACCGCUCUGACCAUCUAUGACACCGCCACACGUGAGCAUGAACAGAGAGGCAUGACGGGCGCUGUCGGCGGAGUUCUGCGGCAGCUUCCUCCAGCUGUGGUUAAACCUCUGAUCGUUGCCACAGAAGCAACGUCCAAUGUGCUGGGAGGAAUGAGGAACCAGAUCCAUCCAGACGCACGACAAGAAGAGUCACAGAAAUGGCGUUUGGGGGAAGAGUGAGAAAAAUUUACUGGAGUAAAACUUACUUUGAUAGUCUGCAAUAUUCAUACUGGCCCUCAAACCCAGGAUAUACUUCGUUUUUAUUAAAUGGACACAAGUUCACACAAAAUUUAGUCAGCAUUUUGCUUGUCCUAAACCUGUUUGAGUUUCUGUCAAACACAAAAGAAAAUAUUUUGAAAGAAAAACGAUAGCUAUUGACCUCCACAGUAUUUUUCUUCUUCUAUGGAUGUCAACAGCUUCUGGUUUCCAACAUUCUUCAAAAUAUAUUCUUUUCUGUUCAACAAAAGAAACCAUACUGGUUUGUAACAGCAUUAGUUUGAGUAAAUAUUAAUGCUUGUGCAAACUAUCCCUUUGAUUUGCUAAUGCCUGUAGUGAUCCUAAGAGAACAGAUUUUGUUUGCUGCGUUUUCGUUAGUUUAAAGGGUUAAUUCACCCAAAAAUUUUAAUUCUGUCUUCAUUUACUCAUCCAUCACUUGUUCCAAACCUGUUCUUUUUAUCCUGUUGUACUUAAAAAAAAUUAUAUUUAAGAACGUGAAGGACAAAAAUGUUCCUACCAUGGCUGUUUUUUUUUUUUUAAACAUUUGUCAAAAUAUCUUGUUUUGUGUUCAACUGAAAGUUAAAAACCACUUGAGUUGUGAGUAAAUAUUAGGCAAAUUUUAAUUGUUUGGUGAACUAUUCCUUUAACAGUCUCUCAGUGACAGACAGUAAGAGAAGCAAACGUCUGAUCCCAAAUUAAGUAUAAGAGGCUGGAACUGUUUCUUUUUCUGCUCAAAGCACUUGUGAUUGAUGUUUAACAAGAGUCAUCUAGUGUUGUAUGAGGAAGCCGCAGACGUGGAGACGCACAGCUCCUGCUGGAGUAGAUUUCAUUAGAUUCCUCUUUUCUUAACCUACUAUCAAACGUCCUUGUAGUGCCUUCAUGUCAUAGUUUAUUGAUAUCAUAUGAUCAUCUGAUGAAUGAGACUGUGUAGUGUCAUGUGGGGAACAAGAGUACUGUUCUGUUUAAAUCUUUUAACGUCUGCUACAGCUGAACUCAUUUAUAAAACGACUUGUGUUUGUUAUAAUAUAAAUAUAUAAUGUCGGAUGCAAGGGAAAAAUCUCACAGAGAAAUGUCAGGUCAUAUUUCUAUGGAAGCCCAUUCCCACCACUGACCAUCAAUGAAGUGUUAAAGACUCUUUCUUUAGGUUCUCUGCUUGUGAUCUGGUAUGGAUUCGCAGCCCAGUUUUCCCAAUAAACAGUAUGUGGUUGACACUUUUACUGAACUGAAAUAUGAACUAAUACAGCCCUUUUAGUUUUAGUCCUUUAUAAUGUCUAUGUAUAUGUCUGCAGCUCCCAAGAACACCACUUGAGGACACACUUACAACAGGAAAAAAAUAACAGCUGCAACAAAAUCUAAAUCAUAGUGUUACACAUCAGCUAAUAGUUUCAGGCGCUUUGUUUGAUGCUUUAUAGUUGCUAUUUAGACCAAAUUGUGCAAAUAGCAUAAUUAAAAAAAGAACAAAUCCAUACGAAUUAAAUGACAGCCUAGUUCAACUAACCUAUAUAUUUCCUUUUUGAAAGUGUAAUAAACAGCAAAUAGUCGGAUAUAGGCUUUAUGUUGUGAUUAUGGGCUUAUGUGCAUGCGUCUUUAACACUCUUUUUAUGGUCAGUCACCAUAACAGGGAACUCAUUUAUACCUCGCAAUUCUGACUUAAUAACUCUUAAUUGCGACUUUAUAACUCAGAAUUCUGACUUUAAAACUUAGAAUUCUGACUUCAUAACUCAGAAU
This is a messenger RNA of Danio aesculapii, 8283 nucleotides long. It is a transcript of the gene atg2b, whose product is annotated as autophagy related 2B. Gene Ontology annotation, molecular function: phosphatidylinositol-3-phosphate binding. The record is from RefSeq and is a predicted model, not a curated record. Gene Ontology annotation, biological process: autophagy of mitochondrion; piecemeal microautophagy of the nucleus; autophagosome assembly. The transcript has 43 exons. Gene Ontology annotation, cellular component: extrinsic component of membrane; phagophore assembly site. Bases 283 to 6519 code for a protein of 2078 amino acids. Lineage: Eukaryota; Metazoa; Chordata; Actinopteri; Cypriniformes; Danionidae.